Messenger RNA from Leguminivora glycinivorella, 1761 nucleotides. It is a transcript of the gene CstF50, whose product is annotated as cleavage stimulation factor subunit 1. Gene Ontology annotation, molecular function: protein binding; RNA binding. The transcript is spliced from 11 exons. The record is from RefSeq and is a predicted model, not a curated record. Gene Ontology annotation, cellular component: mRNA cleavage stimulating factor complex. Gene Ontology annotation, biological process: mRNA 3'-end processing. Bases 70 to 1371 code for a protein of 433 amino acids. NCBI's taxonomy places the organism in Eukaryota, Metazoa, Arthropoda, Insecta, Lepidoptera, Tortricidae.
AUAAAUUUAACCUUUACCACCGGCGAAAAUUUUCCUAAUUUGUAAUUCUUUUCUAGCUUUUGAGACAAAAUGAAGGAAAAUAAUGGACAAGACAUUGAUACCAGAAACGUUGUUAAGAACAGGGAGUUGCUCUAUCGCUUGAUCAUCAGCCAACUGUACUACGAUGGCUUCCAGCCCAUAGCCGCAACGUUGGCAGCAGCUGUGCAUGCAGAACCUUGCCCUCCUAGCGACAGGCUGCUGAAUGUGAUGAUGGUGGGACUCCAGCACGAGCCAGAUCGCAAAGACCGUUUGGCUGCCUCCAGCGGAGCUGAGCAUUUGCUCGGAACUACAGGAUUUGACUUGGAGUACGAAAUGGACGCAUCCUCUCUCGCGCCCGAGCCAGCAACCUACGAGACAGCUUACGUAACGUCACACAAGAUGGCGUGUCGCGCUGGCGCCUUUAGUGCCUGCGGUCAACUGGUGGCUACUGGCAGUGUGGACGCUAGUAUUAAGAUCUUGGAUGUGGAGCGUAUGCUGGCCAAAUCAGCCCCGGAAGAAGUGGACCCGGGCAGAGAGCAGCAAGGACACCCUGUUAUUAGGACUCUCUACGAUCACACAGAUGAGAUAACGGCCCUGGACUUCCACCCUCGUGAACAGAUCCUAGUGUCGGCCUCUCGCGACUGUUGCAUCAAACUGUUUGACAUCACCAAGGCCAGCGCUAAGAAAGCUUACAAAAGCAUUACGGACGCCGAGCAAGUCCUCUGCGUAGCUUUUCACCCACUCGGCGACCAUAUAAUAGCAUCGACCACCCACCCGGUGAUACGUCUGUAUGACGUCACCACCAGCCAAUGCUUCGUGUGUCCCGUACCCAGCCAUCACCAUACUAAACAAGUCAAUGCUAUCAAAUUCUCUCCGAACGGUAAAUACUUCGCCAGCGGCAGCGCGGACGGCACUGUCAAACUAUGGGACACAGUCUCAAAUCGCUGUUUCAAUACAUUCGUCAACGCCCACGAUGGAUCUGAAGUUUGCUCUGUCGCCUUUACAAGAAACAGCAAGUAUCUCUUGACUUCCGGCUUGGACUCCUCUAUAAAACUAUGGGAGUUGUCGAGCAGCAGGUGUCUUAUUCAAUACACCGGGGCGGGAACCACUGGCAAACAAGAGCACCACGCCCAAGCCAUAUUCAACCACACAGAGGACUACGUCAUAUUCCCCGACGAGGCCACCACUUCUCUCUGCACUUGGCACUCUAGGAGCGCUUCGAGGGCUCAACUCAUGUCUCUAGGGCAUAAUGGGGCUGUCAGGCACAUCGUGCAUUCCGGCACAGCGCCAGCCUUCUUAACUUGCAGCGACGACUACAGGGCUCGCUUCUGGUUCCGUCGCAACACUCACUAAUGUUAGUAGAAUCCUAGAAUCCUUCAUAGACUUCCCUUUUAAAUGGAUUUAAAAAAAAUACUACGUCCGUGGCAAACGGGCAUACGGUUCGCCUGAUGGAAAGCGGUCACCGUAACCUAUGAACGCCUGCAACUCACGGGGUGCAUGCGCGUAUUAUUCAUAUCCGUAUGAAUUUUUUUAUUUUUUUUUUCAAUGUGAAAGUUCAGAAACCGAUGAUUUUACUAAAUGUUUAACUGUAAAUGGAAUUAAAACAUUUUCUAAUUAUAAAUAAACUUAAUGCAUUCAUGAUUAUGUAUUGUGUAUUGAAAUAAAUAGUUAAUAUGACUUAGUUACUUGUAAGAAAUUAGGUUUUAAGUUACAUAAUUCUUAAAAUAAAACUAUUGGUGUACA